Molecule: messenger RNA, 4443 nt
Organism: Rubroshorea leprosula
Lineage: Eukaryota; Viridiplantae; Streptophyta; Magnoliopsida; Malvales; Dipterocarpaceae
Source: the annotation of a GenBank genome assembly
UAGAAAGAGCAAAGAUAAAGAGGUUUAGCCAGCCCAAGCUGAGCAUGUAGAUGACAGUCCACUCCACUCUGAGGGUGAAAAUGAUCCCAUCACUUUUCUCCCAAUGUCACCUCUGGCAGAACAGUCCUAUGGGAAUCUAGUAUUUAAGGAGAAAGAAGCAGACCGUGGGGGUGACUUUGCUGAAUCAAGUAAUGUGUUUAGAGAACACUGCAGGUUGUUUCAGAACAAGUGGUUGAGCAAGUGCGACAGCCUAGACCUGAAAUCCCUCCUCCAGUCGUUGAAAUGCCCAAACAGAGUCAGGAAGCCCCAAUCCCAACACUCAGGGGGCAAGGGAAUCAGCCUCAUCCUAACAUUCAAUAGCAGAAUUUCUUCAUGGGUGAAGGACAAAGAUAGCAUGAACCAAUGGAAGUUGCUGCUCCCUGCUCCUGUUGCAGACCAUGGCCAUCAACCUCAACAUAGGAAGCCUUAUCCAGAUGUCAUUGAUCAUGAAAAUCCUUUUCCAAGGGGUUUUAAAGUGCCUGAGUUCACUUUAUUUUCUGGUGAGGUUGUCUACUCUUGGAGGCAAAUGGAGGACUUGUUUCAUACUCAAUUUUAUCGUUGUGAACCAGAAGUGUCUAUGGCAGACUUGUCGAGGUUAGCCCAAAAGCCUGGAGAGUCGUCUGAGGCAUUCCUUGCUAAGUUCCGGAGAGCCAGACUGAAAUGUCGAGUUGCACUACCAAAACAGGAAUUUGUCAAGCUGACUCAGAAUGGUCUAGACAUUGAGCUUCAAAAGAAAUUUGAGGGGAUGGAAUUUCGAAACUUUUAUGAAUUGUCUUAUAAAGUGGCUCAGUAUGAAAAUCUACUGAAAAAAUAUGUUCAAAAGAAAGCUGCAUCACAUGGAACCUAUUACAAUGACCCUAAUUUUGAUCUUAAUGUGGCUGAGAGUGGUCUGAUUAAGCUGCCAUUGGGACAUAAAAUCCCGACAGCGGCUGAAAUCGAAGCUAGAGAUUAUUACAAAGUGAAGGAAACCAUGGGAGUAGAUGCAGAUCCUUUUCCAACUAUGUCUGUUGGCGUGAAUGUUGUAGACCUGAGGAGUGUUGCUAGAAAUCGUAGUCUACCUUAUGCUCAAAGGAACCUUGCUGCUGAAGACUUGAGGUGGGUCAUUGAGGCGCAAAGGUCCAGACAUAGCAGUAGCGUCAGUCAUCCAAAGUUUCCAGCCCAGAAUCCUAGAACCUUGAGGCGCAGACUGCAACGCAAAAGGGCUGAAAAGCGAAAAAGGCAACAGAAGCAGGUGGAGGCUAAGGGAAGUUCAUCUCGCAGACCACGCCAACCUACCAAAAGGAACAUGGUGUGGGUGAGAAAAGAGAAAAAUGAGACUGUAACCCAGACUCUACUAAAGGGGGAUGACCAAUCUCCAGCCUCUCCAAAGGUGGCAUAUGUCAUUGUGAGUCAAGAUGGAGUUUUGAAAGCAACUUUUGAAGCACAAGAACAGUCUGGGAAUCGUGGAGCUGAAUCAAAAAAAGAUGGCAUUAUUCAUUUUGGGGAAUUCUCAGUGAAUUUGUCAUGUCUGGUGUUGACAUUACCCUUGGUUUUCCAAGCCAAGAAGGAGGAGGAACCAAUCGUCUUGGAAAAUAAGACACUGAUGUCUGCGUUUUUCGUGGUGGAUACUGUUGCUACUUAUAACUCACUUUUGGGACGUGACUGGAUUCAUUCAAGUUGGUGUGUCCCUUCUACACUUCACCAUAAACUGAUUUUCUGGAAUGGUGGCAAAGCUGAGGUGGUGUCUACAGAUGAUAAGCAUUUUUCAGCCAAUACCCACUUGGUGGAGGCUAGAUAUUAUGAAGAAGACAUUGGUACCAUUCGGUUUUUUGGGAUGGAUAGACAUGGGAAGCGGAUUGGGAUAACAGCAUUCAGCAAACCGUUAUUGUCUAAGCGUGUUGUAGAGGAAGGUGAUGAAAUAACUUUGGAGGAGCUGGAUCUUGCCCCAACCAAGUUGGAUGAUUUAAAAGAUGAAGUUCAAGACCCACUGGAGGAGAUCAAUCUAGGGUUUGAAAGUGAACCAAAGGUAACAUUUAUCAGUGGCUCUCUUGAGCCGCAGACACGAGAUCAAAUUGUCAGACUUUUGCAUGAAUUUAAAGACUGUUUUGCUUGGGAUUACUCAGAAAUGCCAGGUCUAGAUCGAAAAUUGGUGGAACAUAAAUUGCCAAUUGCAGAAGGAUUCAGACCGUAUAAACAACCGCCCAGACGCAUGUAUGCAGAGGUCACCUUGAAAGUGAAAGAAGAAAUUGAGCGGCUGGAUGAGUAUCCUAUGCCAAUUGCAAACUUGCUGGUUGAUGGAGUAGCCCAUCAUAAAAUUUUAUCCUUCAUGGAUGGCCAUAGUGGGUACAACCAAAUUUUUAUUGCAGACACAAAUGUUCCAAAGACAACCUUUCGAUGCCCAGGUGUUGUUGGAACUUUUGAAUGGGUUGUGAUGUCAUUUGGUCUGAAGAAUGCUGAAGCUACCUAUCAAAGAGGCAUGAAUGCAAUUUUUCAUGAUAUGAUUGGUAAGUUCAUGGAAAUCUAUAUUGAUGAUGUUGUGGUGAAGUCACAUGGGGAAGAAGACCACUUGGUCCAUUUGAGGAAGGCUUUUGAGCGGAUGAGGCAACAUGGCUUGAAAAUGAACCCACUAAAGUGUGCCUCUGGAGUGUCUGCAGGUAACUUCCUUGGGUACUUGGUGCAUGAGCGUGGUCUGGAGGUUGACAAGAACAAAGUCAGCGCUGUGAUUGAGGCAAAACCACCACAAAACAAAAAGGAGUUGCAAAGAUUUCUUGGCCAAGUUAAUUUCUUAAGACGUUCCAUUUCUAACUUGGCUGGGGAAACCAAAGUCUUUUCUCCUCUGUUGAAACUCAAGUCUGAGGCGGAUUUUAAGUGGGAAGAACAUCACCAGUCUGCCUUUGAUAUGAUAAAACGUACAGAAACCAUGUCUGGAGCUGGAGUCGUGGUUAUCUCCCCGUUUGGGCUAAAAACACAGAUGUCUUUCCAGUUGGAUUUCGAUUGCACAAAUAAUCACGCAAAAUAUGAGGCUUUGAUUAUUGGUCUUGAGAUGUUGGUAGAGCUUAAAGUAUCCAUAGUUGAGGUUAUAAGGGACUCACAACUAGUCUUGAAGCAAUUGUCUAGUGAGUAUAAAUGUAUUAGCCUUGCUUUAGCCCCUUAUUUUGCCUUGGCUGUGCAAUUACUGGAAGAGUUUGAUGAUAUGUCCAUCAAACACGUGCCUAGAAACCAGAACUAUGAAGCUAAUGAAAUGGCCCAAAUUGCUUCAGGUCUGCGAAUUCCUGAAGGUUACCUUAAGGAUCAAAGCACUAAGGUCUCUAGGAAAACCAAAAUGCAAGCUCUCAAUUAUGUCUUGAUUGAGGACGUGCUUUAUAGGAGAGGCCAUGAUAAACUACUGCUGCGUUGUCUAGGUCCAGAUGAAAGUUUCCAGAUGUUGUCUGAUGUCCAUGAUGGGAUUUGUGGUGCACACCAAGCUGGGAUCAAGAUGCGUUGGUUGAUUUGCAAACAUGGUGUCUUCUGGCCAUCUGUCUUGAAAGAUUGUAUUGCUUAUGAUAAGGGCUGCAAAUCUUGUCAGGUCCAUGGGCCACUUCAAAGAGUUCCAGCAUCUGAACUUAAUUCUAUUGUGAAAUCGUGGCCAUUCCGAAGUUGGGCUAUUGACUUGAUUGAAACAAUUAUAACAGACCAAGGCACAGUUUUUGUCAGCCAUCAAGUUGAGGCAUUUGCAAAGGAAAUGGAUUUCCGUCUGUUAAAUUCUACUCCUCAUUAUGCACAAGCUAAUGGGCAAGCGGAGGCUUCUAAUAAAGUGGUGAUUAAUUUGCUUGAAAAAAUGGUGGAUGACAACCCCAAACGUUGGCAUGAACUAUUGUCCAAAACACUGUGGGCUUAUAGAACUUCACAAAGAAGUUCAACUAAAAUGACACAUUUUGCCUUGACAUAUGGCCAUGACACAGUCUUGCCAAUGGAGUUAACAGCCAGGUCUUUAAAAGUAGUGAUUCAGCAUAAUCUCCAGUUUAGAGAAUAUGAUGAGGCCAUAAUGCUUGAGCUUGAGGACCUUGAAGACAAACGUUUGAUAGCUUUGGAUAGAUUGCAAGCUCAAAAACUCAAAAUUGCAAAGUCUUACAACAAGAGAGUAAAAGGUAAAACUCUGGCAGUUGGUAACUUGGUCUGGAAAGCAAUUUUACCUUUUGGUAAGAAAGAUCACAGAUUUAGGAAAUGGUCCCCAAAUUGGGAAGGACCAUUCCGAAUUCAUGAAGUGUUGAGAGAAGGAGCUUAUUGGUUAGAGUCACUUGAUGGAGAUCUUCAUGCUAGAAAAAUCAAUGAAAUUUAUCUCAAGCCUUAUUAUUCCACAGUCUGGGAGGCAAGAGGCUUAGAAUCCUUAAGAAUGGUUUGAGCCAUGUUCAUGUUUCUGUCUGUGCAUAAAUAAUUUGAUUUACU